Molecule: messenger RNA, 360 nt
Organism: Saccostrea cuccullata (small rock oyster)
Lineage: Eukaryota; Metazoa; Mollusca; Bivalvia; Ostreida; Ostreidae
Exons: 3
Coding region: 1-360 (119 amino acids)
Source: RefSeq, a predicted model, not a curated record
AUGGACACGGAGACCGCCGUCCGUCCUCUUAGUUUCACGUCCAUAGAUCCCGAACAUCUGGACGGAUCCAGUAAUCCGGUCUUUGUGAAGGAAUCGGACUUCAUAAACAAGGGUCCUUACCAAAAUGAGCAGAACAAUACAAAACAAACUUCAAACCAUCGUCAACAGAAUUCAGGGGACGACAACAAGAAUGUCCAGGAAAGACGUCCUGAAAUAGAGAUGGAGGACAGUCCCCUAAUCUACAAAAUCAGUGAUGCCACGCCCAUUCAUCUCACCCUCUUCUUUGCCAUGCAGAUAGACAGAGGAACUCCAUCUUCGCUAGAGAAGUGGGCAGGCUUUCGCCUAAAGCCUAUCCACUAG